Nakaseomyces glabratus is the source of this 1125-nucleotide messenger RNA. It is a transcript of the gene SCW4, whose product is annotated as SCW4. NCBI's taxonomy places the organism in Eukaryota, Fungi, Ascomycota, Saccharomycetes, Saccharomycetales, Saccharomycetaceae. The record is from RefSeq and is a predicted model, not a curated record. Gene Ontology annotation, biological process: carbohydrate metabolic process; cell wall organization. Gene Ontology annotation, cellular component: fungal-type cell wall; cell surface; extracellular region. Gene Ontology annotation, molecular function: glucan endo-1,3-beta-D-glucosidase activity.
AUGAAAUUUUCCACUUUGAUUACUUCUGCUUUGCUAGGUACUGCAAUUGCCGCUCCACACGCCGCCCACACCCACAAGGAGAAGCGUGAUGUUGUCACCAAGACUAUGCACGCCGUCCAAACCGUCGUCGUCGGUCCAGAUGGAACCCCAGUCCAAAAGGCUGAGGCCAUCAACGAACAAGUUGUUGAAAACGCUCCUCAACCAACUACCCAGCAACAACAACAACAACAACAACAAGCUUCCCCAGCUCCAGCUAAGUCUACUACUGAACUAGCUCCAGCUUCUUCCCCAGCUUCCUCUUCCUCUUCCUCCUCCUCUUCCAACACCAAGAAGCCAGACACCCAAGUUGGUGGUGCCGGUGUCAAGGGUAUCACUUACACUCCAUACAAUGCCGACGGUACUUGUAAGGACGCCUCCGCUGUCGCUUCCGACUUGGCUGCUUUGUCCCAAUACCCAACCAUCAGACUAUACGGUACCGACUGUAACCAAGUCGAAAACGUCUUCAAGGCUAAGGCCUCCGGUCAAAAGCUUUUCUUGGGUGUCUUCGAUGUCUCUAACAUCCAAGGUUCCGUUGACGCCAUCAAGAGCGCCGUUAACACUUACGGUUCUUGGGACGAUGUCACUACCGUCUCCAUCGGUAACGAAUUGGUUAACGGUGGUCAAGCCUCUCCAGCUCAAGUUGGCCAAUACGUUGCUGCUGGUAGAGCCGCUUUGCAAGCUGCUGGUUUCAACGGCCCAGUUGUCUCUGUCGACACUUUCAUCGCCGUUAUCAACAACCCAGAAUUGUGCCAAUACUCUGAGUACAUGGCUGUUAACGCUCACGCUUACUUCGACCAAUACACCAAGGCUCAAGACGCUGGUUCCUGGUUGUUGCAACAAAUCCAAAGAGUCUGGACUGCUUGUGACGGUAAGAAGGAGGUUGUCAUCACUGAAUCCGGCUGGCCAUCCAAGGGUCAAACCCUAGGUGUUGCUGUCCCAUCCAAGCAAAACCAAAAGGAUGCUGUCAACUCUAUCACUGCUGCUUGUGGUGCUGACACUUUCUUGUACAACGCCUUCAACGACUACUGGAAGGCUGACGGUCCAUACGGCUGUGAAAAGUACUGGGGUGUCUUGUCCGAUGAAUAA